This is a messenger RNA of Dreissena polymorpha, 2472 nucleotides long. RefSeq lists its product as uncharacterized. The record is from RefSeq and is a predicted model, not a curated record. Gene Ontology annotation, molecular function: protein tyrosine phosphatase activity. Lineage: Eukaryota; Metazoa; Mollusca; Bivalvia; Myida; Dreissenidae. Bases 1 to 2472 code for a protein of 823 amino acids. The transcript has 20 exons. Gene Ontology annotation, biological process: protein dephosphorylation.
AUGGCGUUGAAAAUCCGUCAAAACGAGUUGUUUGCGUCCUGUCAGAGACUCAAAAUAACGCACUUGAAGAAACGACCGGUUAAGCGUAAACGUCGUGAAAUAGAAAAGGAGGAUCAUACUGAUAACUCUGUACUCAUGGGCAUUGCCGUUAUAAACGUUUGUGAUACAGUAAGAAUGAAGAACUGUAGCAAGUCUGACGCUAACGGAGUAAUCGACGUAAUGAUAUGUGACCCGCAGUUCAUCAUCACCGACGUUGUGGCGAAGUGGCCAGGCAGUGUCCACGACAGCCGGAUAUUUAGAGAGAGUAGUAUCUACGCCUCGUUCGAGAAUGAUUGCGUAAAUGGAACCUAUGGUCCUGAAUGUUACAAAACAUGUCAUUGUUUGGAAGGACCUUGUGACGCUAUAACUGGUACAUGUGGAACAGGGUGUAAGAGAGGCUGGAGAGGGGCUGCCUGCAAUGAAACUUGUGCAGAUGGAUCAUAUGGUACUAACUGUUCAUUAACCUGCAGCGCAUUUUGUCGCAACAAUCGCCCAUGCCAUCAUAUUAAUGGGACUUGCAUCGAGGGUUGUGCAGAUGGAUAUGAAUUUUCCACUGACAAAACGUGUAAUACUCCCUGUGCAACGGGAUUGUAUGGGCACAACUGCUCAUCGACGUGCAGCGCAUUUUGUCGAAGCAAUCGAUCAUGCCAUAAUGUUAUUGGGAUGUGCCUUUAUGGAUGUGAAGAUGGAUAUAACUUUGUCACCGACAACACGUGUAAAACUACGUGUGCAGCGGGAUCAUAUGGUACUAAUUGUGCAUUAACAUGCAGCGAAUUUUGUCGCAACAAUCGUCAAUGCCAUCAUAUAAAUGGGACGUGUGUUGAUGGUUGUGAAGAUGGAUAUGACUUUUUCACUGACAAAACGUGUAAUACUCCCUGUGGUCACAGAAGGUACGGUCGAGAUUGCUCAUCAAUCUGCAGCGAAUAUUGUCACAAUAAGCAGACAUGUCAUCACAUAAAUGGGACAUGUCCAAACGGUUGUGGAGAUGGAUAUGACUUUAACCGUGACAAGACCUGCAAUGCUACUUGCAAACACAGAACAUUUGGUAAAAACUGUUCAAUGGACUGCAACUGUGAUGAAUGCCAUCAUAUUAACGGUUCAUGUGCCAUCUUUAAGCAGCAAUGCGACACUGGGUUUAAGAUGGACAAAGAUAUCUGUCAACCAUGCGGACAAAGACGAUAUGGCCAGAACUGUUCUACUGAAUGCCAUUGCGAAAGAUGCCACAAUGUCAACGGCUCGUGUGCCUUGUACAGUUCAUAUUGUGACAUGGGCUACCGGAUGGAAAAUGAUCUAUGUAUAGAAAAUAGCGAAGCUUCAUCAAAACUAUCCUCAUUUUCUACUGGAGCAAUUGGAGGUGGAGUUGCGGCUGCUGUAACCGUCACAAUUGUGAUCAUUGUUGCUGUCAAAUUACCUGCUGGUUUGAUUCGAAAGCACGACGUUGCAUCUGCUGAGUCUAAUAAAGGCAAAAACCGUUAUAAGGAGAUGUAUGCAUAUGACGAUUCACGAGUUGUCCUGACAAGCGAGUGUCCAGAUGAUUCCGACUACAUCAAUGCCAGCUAUAUACAUCUUAAGUGUCUUCAGUAUUGGCCAGAAGAUAUAAACGGUGAGUGCAAACACGGUGGUGUUCUUAUCAAGUAUGUCGGCAUCAAGGAAACAUUCGACUACAAUAUCAGAUCACUUGAAAUCACCAAGUAUGGCGAAACCAGGCGCCUCAACCAGUUCCAUUUCAAGUCCUGGCCUGAUAACGAUGUUCCAGAAACAACCUGGAGUCUAGUGGAUUUUUGGAGAGCUGUUGCUAAGUGCGACGAUACCAGCACAUCCCCCAUUCUUGUACAUUGCAGUUCUGGUGUUGGCCCCAGUGGAACUUUUAUCGCUCUGGACAACUUGAUUGCACAAGCACAGAUUGAAAACUGCGUCAGACCUCUCCACGUUGUUGAGGUUUUAAGGCAACAAAGAGUGAACAUGGUUCAAACAAAGGAACAGUACAAAUACCUGCAUGAAGCUUUGGCAGAAGUCCUUCUAAUUGGUACGAAUUACUGGGUAACGAGGCAGUUUGAAAGUAUCUACAACCUUAUGAUCGGAAAAGACAUUGAGUCGUCGAAGACACGAAUCGAGCAGCAGUUCGAAUUGAUAACCAAAAGUGCAUAUUACGCUAGGGGACAGAACGCAGCAAUAGCAACUGGACUAGUAAACGACCAUAUUGGAACUCAAAACGAAGCCAUGAUUAUGAAGGCGACGGAAUCCAAGCCGCAGUGUAUUGUCUUAUCAGCACUUGGAGAGAGCAGAGCGUUUAUAGCAUUGACUUCCUUACAUGAUGACACUGCAGAAAAUUUCUGGUCUCUUGUUGGGAAGCAGGCAUGUAAAACAAUGAUCGAGUUUUCAAAUCGUUCGGAAGGAUCGAGAGAACAUAUUCCUAUAAAGAAGACAAAGUAA